AUGUCUUCCACAAAGCCUCAUCCGGAUCACGCCCCUCGGGAAGGCAAGAAGGAGGAGAUGCCAGCAGAUCCUCCCAGGGGCCGGACCAAAACCCCAGACCGCUCCUCACCCGGCUACCACGGCCGUGACAAGCAGGCAGACAGCAGAUCUGUGAGCCGAGGCCGCACCCACAGAAGAUCUCAUCACUCAGAUGGUCACGGAAAGGCCAACCUCCCGCAUGAAGAUUUCGUGUACCCUUCCCCCACAGGUGGUUUCUCACCGAAGGGACGACCGCCGACGUUUGCCGAAGCUGCCUACUUGUCUGACGCACCCCAUCUCGACUACAAAACGCCCACCAGCGGAAGAAGACGGGCUUCUACGGCGAUGAAGUCGCCCCAGCCCUCCCACAUCAGGACAGAGAUGGAAGCCGGGGUGGAGAUGACCAAGGCCCGUGGUGGAGCUGCAGAGAUGCGCAAGGACACCAAGGAGGGUUCUGGAAAAAGUGGCAAGGAUUGA
Diaporthe citri is the source of this 495-nucleotide messenger RNA. RefSeq lists its product as uncharacterized. The coding region runs from base 1 to 495 and encodes 164 amino acids. The record is from RefSeq and is a predicted model, not a curated record. The transcript has a single exon. NCBI's taxonomy places the organism in Eukaryota, Fungi, Ascomycota, Sordariomycetes, Diaporthales, Diaporthaceae.